Molecule: messenger RNA, 705 nt
Organism: Bradysia coprophila
Lineage: Eukaryota; Metazoa; Arthropoda; Insecta; Diptera; Sciaridae
Product: odorant-binding protein 22-like
Molecular function (GO): odorant binding
Source: RefSeq, a predicted model, not a curated record
GUUAAACAUAUCAUUUAGUCUGUAGAUUGACCCCGAGAUUGGCACAGUUGUUUCACCUUUUGAAAGAGAAAUAUUUUUUGAAUAAGCGAAUGCACUUUGCGAUCAUCAUGAAGUUCGUCUUUGUAACUGUUGCUCUCUUUGUCGCAACAGCCGCUAAUCCCACUCCCGAAUGGACAAUUCCGACUGAUACCGAACUGUAUAUUGACGCCACAAAAUGUUCGAUGUUGAAUUCCAAUUUACCGCUCGACCAAAUGAAAAUGUGUAACGUUAAAUGUGUACUGGAAAAGGGCGGAUUCUUUGACGAAACAAAUGGAUUUAAUGUCGAACACAUAGUCAACGUGGAAAUGAAAAGUGGUCGUAGCGAAAGUGGUGCGAGAGCCGUAGCCGAAAAGUGUGCUGUUAAAAAGGAAGCAUUCGAAAGUAGUUGCGGUUGGGCUAAUCGCGGUUUAGAUUGUCUGAGAGUCGAGAGCCGAGAGCUGAAGCGAAAAGAGGCGAAACAAUCAAACAUGGAAACCGACUAUAGUCGUAAUUAGGCUAUCACCAAUGUUUCGCUUGUUCUUUUGGAAACGCUUCGCUUGUCGAAACGAAAUUGUCUGCACGAGGAAAACGAAAUAAAUUUAAUGAGGAGUGAUGAGAUUUUACGAACUGACCUGUAGAUGCCUUUAACUUUCUAUAAAUAUAAAAUAGAGUUCAAAAAAACUGAUC